CCGGGGCCGGGGCUGGGCCGGACCGGAGCGGGGCCGCUCCGGGGCUGCGGCUGCUCCGGACGGGCCGCGCGGGACCGCCUGUAAUUGCUGAGGCUCUGUAAAAUGGCUUUACGCUUCCGCAGCGUCCUCCCAUACGCCAUACCUGGAGUGCUGGCGCUUCUUGGCUACUGGUGGAUCUAUUCCCGUAGAAAAAAACAUGCCAGCUCUCCCAGCAAACAAGCAACAGCCAUCGAAGAAGAGCAGCAGGAAGAAGUGCGAGAGAAUGGUUCAUCACCCAAAGCAGCAGCAUGUGUUCCUCAAAGACGGCCUCUCUCCUCGGAAGAGGGAUGCCCAGAAAACAAACCCUCGACCUCCCUGCUCUCAGCGGGGUUGACGACGCCCUCUCUUCUGUGUCACACUCACGAGAGGCCAGAUCUCUCACAGGACCUUCCAGGCCUGUCAGUAACUACAGUUCAGCCCAGCACCCUUGAGGACGACAGUGAAAAACUAGAAACGAUAGGAUCUCGAGAUGAAAGCAGAGCUGCUGCUGGUGUUUCUCCCCUUCUGAUCUCCAAGAGCGGGCGGUGUCGCAGCGGUGCUGCUGUCAGCCUUGCACGGGAUUCAGGCCCUCGUGCAAACCAACAUCAGUGGCCAACAGCAUCAGUGACACUGACACAGGAGUCUUUGGGAAUCACGGAGAAGAUCAGCAAUGCAGAGCAGUCAGAUGAGUCUUCAUUUAAGCCCCCUAAGGAAAGCCAGGUGCCAGACAUUGUGCUGUCAGAUACUGGCUCUGUGACCGCCCCCGGCUUGGGAUUAGAGAAGGAAGCCAAUACCCCACAAGCCUUUCUCAGUAAUGAAGUUGAAGUUGUAUCAAGUCACAAGGAUUCUGCAGUGAGCAUGUUACCAGAUAGUUUGGGGUCUGCCUGUUUGGAGCAGUCCAGGAAAGAAGAGAUGUCUGAAUCAAUUGCCAGAACUGUACCUGUAUGUCAGAAGAAGGACACGCAGCUGAAAGGACAUGAAUUGGAAAGAGACAACGUGGGAGGAGUGAGUUUGGACAAAGAAGAAGUUGAGAAAAUUGAGCAAGUAGCAAUACAGAUAAUUUCCAAGGUUAUUUUGGCAGCAACUGAGGAAGUGCUGUCUGGUUCUACAAGUGAUGUGCCCACUUGGAUCUGCCAGACUGCUGCCAGCCAAGUUGAGAGACCUCUGGAGAUGGCAAACCGUGUUCCCUCUGAUCAGAUGCUUGUGGAGGAGGCUCCAGCAGCUGGUCAGAACGUUGCUGUGAAGAGUGAUGCUGCAGUACCAACAUCCCUGCAGACAGAGGAGCAGGAUCAGAGUGUGACAGACUCCAGCUGUCUCUCACAUGGCUGCUUUUCCUGCCCUGUUCAGGGGGACACAAAAGACUGUCAGAUGAAGAGCUGUUCGUGCAGUGGGGAAGUGCUGUCUGGUUCUGCAAGUGACGUGUCCACUCAGAUCUGCCAGGCUGCUGCCAGCCGAGCUGAGAGGCCUCUGAAGGCAGCAAGUGUUGUUUCCUCUGAUCAGGUGCUUGUGGAGGAAGCUGCAGGAACAGAGGAGAACGUUGCUGUGAAGAGUGAUGCUGCAAGAAUGAUAUCCCUGCAGACAGAGGAGCGGGAUCAGAGUGUGACAGGCUCCAGCUGUUCCUCACACGGCUGCUUCUCCUGCCCUGUUCAGAGAGACACAAAAGACUGUCGGAGGAAGAGCCAUGUGUGCAGUGGGUCCCAAGGAGUUGAUCAGACUCCUGUGAAAAACCAUCGAGGGCCACUGGACAAGUCAGCUUUGGUUAUGGAGGACUCUGGGUGCAGCACGUAUGUAUCUGAAGGUGGGUCAAGGGUGGAGGACCCACUGCAGAACACAACGCUGUCUGUCACAUCAGGCCAGCAUUCGGACUCGCUGAGCUUAUCUACAAGCCAAGACACAUCUGCUGAGCAGAGCUCAGAACCAAGUGAAGAACCUGCUCUGAAGCUACCUGAAGGCAGCCAAGUGCCAUACAGUAAUGGGACACUGGAAGAGGAUGGUCCAGAUUUGCAUCAUGAAUGUAGCAGGGCACCAGAGACGGAUGGAGACCACUCGGGAGGUUCAGAUAUAAAUAGCGUGGAUUUUGUGGACAGUGGCUGUGCCAUGAGGAAGACAGUGACUCGGCGGAACUCUAAGCUAGGAGGAGAACCCAGCAAGUCCGACUUCGUUAUCUGGGAAAUAGAGGUCCCCAAGGAGCUAGUUGGCCGCUUGAUUGGCAAGCAAGGAAGAUUUAUGAGCUUCUUGAGGCAAGCGUCUGGUGCCAAAAUCUAUGUUGCAACACUGCCUUAUUUCCGUGACUCCCAAGUCUGUCACAUUGAAGGCUCCUCUCAUCAAGUGGAAAAAGUACUGAGCCUGAUUGGCAAGAAAUUUAAAGAGCUGUGUCUCACCAACAUCUAUGCUCUACCUCCACCAACACCACUGACACUUCAUUCCCUCCUUAUGACUGCCUGGCUGUUCCUCCCAGAUGGAGUCACUGUAGAGGUGGUCGUGGCAAACCAAGUGGAUGCAGGACACAUGUUUCUACAGCAGCACACACAUCCCACUUUCCACGUCUUGCGUAGCCUGGACCAGCAGAUGUAUGCCUGCUAUUCUCAACCUGAAAUUCCAACCCUGCCAACUCCAGUAGAAGUUGGUAUUAUCUGUGCAGCUCCAGGCCUGGAUGGGGCAUGGUUACGGGCUCAAGUUAUUAGCUACUUCGAAGACACCGGUGAAGUGGAGCUCAGAUAUGUGGACUAUGGAGGAUAUGACAAAGUCAAGGUCGACACACUCAGACAAAUCAGGUCUGACUUUUUAUCACUACCUUUCCAAGGAGCAGAAGUUUUACUAGACAACGUGGUGCCACUUCCAGACGAGGAUCACUUUUCAUCCGAAGCUGAUGCUGCUGUUAGUGAGAUGACCAGAGGUGCAGUCCUGGUGGCUCAGGUCACAAAUUAUGACAGUGCAACAGGUCUGCCACUGAUACAGCUGUGGAACUUGAUGGGAGAUGAGGUGGUGUCAGUAAACAGAACUCUGGUGGAAAGAGGUUUUGCUCAGUGGCUUGACUACUAGCAAUGUCCUAGAUGCCUCGACAACUCUUUCUGCAGAACAAAACAAGAGAAGAAAUCUUGUGUUGCACUGUUACAAUUCGGUUUGGCAACCUUUCCCAAGAAAACCUGUUUACACCUGAGUGUGGAGCUGUGGUCCAUUGAAACUUGUUUUGCUCAACUGUUACCAUUUCACUAGAAGCACAUACCUCAUCUCAGUGAAAGGCGGGGUGUUCAAAGCCAUAAUGACAGAUACUGUAGCUUUAAAGCAAAAAAUCCUCCCUGGCCUCUGCUCAAAAGUUGAAUGGAAAAGGCCUGAAAACCUUGGGGCUUGCUGGAAACUGGCAAAUGUCCCCAAAUUGUCACCUGUGGUUGUGUUGUUUGAUAUGUAAAAUGCCCCAUGAACUUGGUGUCUGCUUUUCCUAAAAGUCACAUUGAUUGAUUGUCCUUUUUUUUUUUAACAGGCUCUGCCUAUGAAAUCAAGGAAUUUCAUGUUCAGUUAUGGAUUUUGUCUGUAUUGUGCCACUAACCUGCACAAACAGCAUUCAUCUUGUCUUUCCUGUGCCAGGAGGUGAAUGAAUUGCAUUUGUUGCACUUAGAGUGGCACAUGUCUCACUGCAGUCAUGGUUUUUAGGCUUGAUAUGCUUAAGGAGGCAAAGCUUCUCUGUGCAGAUGCUCAAAGUGCAGGAUAUAUUACCACUACAAUUUUUGCUCUAAAAUGUCAUGUAUUUAAAGAAAAGACCUGAUUGCCAAGCCCAAUUGUAGUUUAUAUUUUUCUAGCUGUGCAAAUCUGUAAAUAUAUAUAAAAAAAAUUGUAAUAUUUUGUACAAGAGAAAAAAAACACUGGAAACAAAGGGAACUUUACUGAAACUUUUUCACACCAAAAUGUCCUAUGUAGGUAGAACUGGUUUGGAGUGCAUUAGGGUAGCCAGCAUAUUUGGAGCCUCUGGAUGUUGGGAGUGUUUCAGCUCUGCUGUAUACAGGAUUAGCAUUCCCUUAGAUUGUUGUCUGGUUUGAAUUGUGAUCACUGCAUUCUUUGCUAUGUUGCUGUACAGAUCUGUUUAAAAAAAAAAGUAACAACUUGGCAUUAAUUUGCAGUGGUGUUCUCUCUCAAUUUAUUUAUUUUUUUUUUUGCUCCUUUUUAGAUUUCUCUCUCAUUUAAAAAUUUUGCUCAAGUAAUUUAAGCUGACUUAAUACUCUUAAACACAGGCCCUCUAAUGUAUAUCAUUUUAGAUAUGUAUUGAGCUGGGAUUUAUUGCUGGCAGAGAAGAUACUUGCCAGGAAAAUGUUGAUGUAGUCAGUCCUCAGAAGUUUUUUCAGGUGGAUCCAAGGAUGUCCUUACAUCCUAUGAGCUAACAUGUCAGUGCAUCACAUGUUUGGGUAGUUGCCUACAAAAGCAUUUGGUCCAAUCCCUUCUUAUAUGGUAUGGUUGGUUCUUUUUUUUUUUCUCUCCUGUUUGGCACUUCUGAUUUAAUGUUCAUGUUUGCAGUAACAUCCAAUGAAAACUAAAUUUGGUGACUCAGUUAAAUCUAUAAAACAUAUAUCCUCUUGGAAUGUUUCUUUCCAUUUCAAUUAAAGCUCGAAUUUUAAGCCAUCUUAAUCAAA
Apus apus (common swift) is the source of this 4640-nucleotide messenger RNA. It is a transcript of the gene AKAP1, whose product is annotated as A-kinase anchoring protein 1. Gene Ontology annotation, molecular function: RNA binding. The transcript has 11 exons. NCBI's taxonomy places the organism in Eukaryota, Metazoa, Chordata, Aves, Apodiformes, Apodidae. Bases 103 to 3060 code for a protein of 985 amino acids. The record is from RefSeq and is a predicted model, not a curated record.